AUGGAUAAAGGACUCGUCCUCAAGUGCACCGACCACGUCAACGCGCUGAUGUGCGACAAUUUAAAGAUACGAAAGAAGAACCCUGUCGUGUAUUUGGAAUUGCUUCAGAUGCUAACUGGGAAACAUCCGCCUAUAAAACGAGAUCAGAAGAAAAUUUAUGCAAGAUGUGAAAAGAAAAACAUCGUCCCAUAUUAUAACAUCGCAAUCGAGGUAAAACCGUGGGAGGAUAAUGGCAUGAUUGCGGUGGAAUGCAAACUCAUCAAAAAAUGGAUU
Molecule: messenger RNA, 273 nt
Organism: Mesorhabditis spiculigera
Lineage: Eukaryota; Metazoa; Nematoda; Chromadorea; Rhabditida; Rhabditidae
Source: the annotation of a GenBank genome assembly